This is a messenger RNA of Trichobilharzia regenti, 1740 nucleotides long. NCBI's taxonomy places the organism in Eukaryota, Metazoa, Platyhelminthes, Trematoda, Strigeidida, Schistosomatidae. The record is from the annotation of a GenBank genome assembly.
AUUUCAGCUUAAACAAUGUGAGAUCACCUUAUCAAGUCUUGAAUCUCGACUUCUUGAAAGAGAAAGUCAACUGACAAAAUGUGUUGGACAGUACAGCCAAUACAAUUCAGUUGACCGUGUUCAAUGCUCACAGCUAACAGAUUUAGUCAAAGAUCUUAAACAACAAAUCACAGAGCAUAAGAAAAUGAAUAUGAUUUCAAAAACUGAGAGAGCUCAAUUACAAGAGACUGUGAAUCGUCUUGAAGGUGAAUUAGCUGCUCGAUCUGAUGCAUUACGUAGAGCAGCAAUAGAUGCAACGCGUAUACAAAUGGAGCAUGAAUUAGAAUUGAAAAAUAGAACAAAUGAUUUAAAUGAGUCACUGUAUCAUAUGGAAAACAAAUGGAAAGAAGCAUGCAAAACUAUUGAGAGAUUAGAGAAGGAGUACAAAGAUCAAGAAUUCAAACUUACAGAAGUUUCAACAAACAGAAAUGAUGAAAACAAAUCAUUGAAACAGAAGCUUGAUUCAGUUGAAUCGAAAAACAGAACAUUGUGCAAUGAAUUAGAAACUGUGAAAUUAUCAAGAGAGAAUUUACAAAAUGAGUAUAACCGACUUCAAGAGGAAUUGGACAAGCUGAAGAUACAAAUUGAUUCCACUGCAAAGAAAGUUUCAACUGGGGUUCAAGCUGUUCAGAAAUGCUCAAACGCAAGUACAAAUACAGAGAAAAUGGAAUAUAAAGAAAGAAUACCAUUGCCAAGGCUUCAGCUGACAAGUAGUAGACCGAAAUCUUCAGAACAAGUGAAAACGUCUCAUUUCUCACCUGGGGAUCAGGACGAAGAAAAAUUCACCGACUGUGAUAUUAACAGCCCUGAGAACUCAGCUGAUUCAGUUGAGGCUAGAGUGAAAGCGCUUAAACAAGCCAAUCAGUAUCUAAGAUUGGAAGUAGAGAAUGCCUGUAAAAUGUUAAAUUCAAGUGUACUAAAUAAAAAUAAAGUUGAAGAUGAGUAUUUGUCUAUGCCAAAAAUAAAGUAUUCCAAUACACUUCAAUUUGAUACUGGAAAUAAUAAUAAUAAUAAACACAAAGUAGAAUUCUUCGAUGAAACUGAUGAAUACCCUGAGUAUGGUGAUGAAAGUAUAGUUGAACAAGAAUCAAAAACGGUUUGGCUUGAAAGAAUUGAAUCGAUAUCACAAAAAUUUCAUGAUAACAACAACUACUGGUCGAGUAAACUAGAAAAUAUUGACAGAAUGAAAAAUUCUGGUCGAGAUAUUGUACAAAAUACAGAGCGUCAAACAAAUUCAUCUAGAACAGUCAGUGGAAACACCGACAGAAAAAUUAAGCCAACACGCCUUCAUGAUUCUAGCAGUGGAGUCGGUAACAGCAGUGGGCGUGUCAAAUUAACAAAGCUGGAACCCAUGGAUUAUCAUGGAAAGUUCGGUGAUAAAUUUGCCAAGCCAUCAAGUGCUUCUAAGCUGACUUCAAUUCCAGUUAAACAGAUGUCAACCUAUCGUGCUUCAAGAAUAAAAUAGUCGAAAUUUUACAUGUUGUUGUAUUCGUUAAGUUCCUUUCAAAGAAAAAGAAAAAAUAUUUCAUAAUUUUUGACACCUUUGAUGCAUUUUCAAAGAAUAAUUAUGGAUCACUAAUAAUAACUACUGUUUAUAACUGUUUGUGACUACAGCGUGUAAAUGAACUGUGUGACAAUUUAUUAUAAAACCGGUUACGCUGUAGCAUUUUCUACCGUGAGUAUAAAUAAACUCAUGAGAAC